UAUUAAAUUAUACAUAUUGUUUCGACUUUAAAUAUCGGGUAAAUCCGGGAAAAUUCAACCCUAUUACUAUCUGUCAAAUAACAUUUUCAAUUUGAAAUCAGUCACAGUUCUGUUAGGCGUUUCUUUAAACAUAACUUAAACAUUAACUUGUGAAAAUAUGGAACCCAAGGAAACUCCGCGAGAACCUGUUGAACAAGCAGAGGAAGAAAAUGUCGAACUUAAAGAGACAGACUCUUCAGGGCCUCCAAGUCCUGAAGGAGCCAGUGGAUUCGGUUAUACAGUUACCUCUAUAGCCGAAGACAUGAUUUCGAAAAGUUUUAGUGAACUAGGUUUACAUGGAGCAGGCGCAGUUGAAUCUGAAGUAGUUGUUUCGUCCUCUCCACAGCCUCAACAGCAACAGCAACAGAUAACUCCUUUCAGAUCCGGUAUUCUUAAAGGAAUUUCAUCUCAAAUAUCAGGACCACCUUUAAAGAAGCGUGUUCAUUUUGCAGAAAGCAAUCUGGAAACCAUCUGGGGUUUGUAA
This is a messenger RNA of Agrilus planipennis (emerald ash borer), 523 nucleotides long. RefSeq lists its product as uncharacterized. NCBI's taxonomy places the organism in Eukaryota, Metazoa, Arthropoda, Insecta, Coleoptera, Buprestidae. The transcript has 5 exons. The record is from RefSeq and is a predicted model, not a curated record. The coding region runs from base 158 to 523 and encodes 121 amino acids.